AUGGCUAUUUUUUACCGUUCACGGGCAUGGGGGACUUUGCUCUGCCUCUGUUUCACAGUUUGGAAUGGACUGUUGUUCCCUCUCACUAAUGCCGUUAUAGUUCAAGUAGGUGAUGGGAAAAGCACAGCUAUGCUCUUGAAUGGCGACCGCAACGCCGUUGCUAAAAAGCUGUUCAAGUUGUAUGAUUUGAUAACCCGUGCCGAAUCGAUGCGUCAAGACCUGCUGACUAAAUGUAAAGAGCAAGAGGAAAACAAAGGUUCAGAUGUCGAAAAAGAGGGCGUUGACAUUUUAGCCAGUUUUACGAACGAUUUUCAAAAAUUGUCUCAAGAUUCUCAGAUGUAUCGUGAAAUGACCGAGUUAUUACGAUCGCACGAAGCGGGGGAGCUCCACCUUCUUCGUAAGGAUAUUACAGCGGAAGAAAGAGAGCAAGAUGAAGCUUCUCUAGCUAGACUUGCAGAGGAUUUUGCUCGCAAACAAUUCGUUUUCGGUGAACAGCAUAUUGACCAAUUGAUCACUCAGUAUACUACCCUUCUGCAUGAAUUUGGCGGUUUUCUUCGCGUCGAUGGGUCUUCCAAUACGAGCCAAAAUAUCUCAUGGAAUGAGCACGGAGAUGAUGGCGAAGCACCAGCUAACACCGAAACCAAAUCGGAUGCUGCUGGCCCCUCUACUGGUUCUGACAGUGGUGAUAAUGGAGCAUCUUCUUAUUCCAAUCUAGAGAUUCCACUGAAUUUAGAUAGAGACGAGUGCGCAUCACAGGGGGAUUCGUUCUUCACGGUUGCGGACGUUAUUAGCCUCUCUACGGGUUCUGAAAGUAAUGGUAAUGGAGCAUCUUCUUAUUCCAAUCUAGAUAUUCCAUUGAAUUUAGAUGGUGACGAAUGCAUUUCACAGAAUGAUGCAUCCGCCACGGGUGGGGACGUUGUUAGCCUUUCUACUGGUUCUGAAGAAGGUGAAAGCGAAAGCGUCUCUCCUUCAGCAGAACCACAGGUGCCACCAGAAGCCAAGCUUGUUGAAGCAAUGGAUGAAAAGAUAAUGGCAGUCGAGGCCGAGUUAUCUGCAAAGGAACGCGAGGUUGCUGAAAUUACGGCGCGCAGGGAUGAAAUUUCUAGCAACGCAGGUCAAAUAGCCCUUGCCUUGUCCGAAUUCGCAGCUAGAAGAGAUGAGUUCUUUGAAGCUGAGAACCGUCUGCAAAUGGCUGUUGCACACUUAGAUAGUGUAAAGGCUGUGUCAGAAAGCGAACUUGAAGCGAAACGAAAGGAAAUUGAGGAUGCGGAGAUAACGGAGCGGGAAGCAACUGCCACUGCCGAUGAGGUAAAAGCACGUUAUCGGCGUGAAUUGGAUUCGAAAAAAAAAGAUUUCAAAACAGCUGAAAGGAAGGGAGAGGCACUUGCCAAGAAUUUGGAAACCGUAAAGGUUGAUGCUGAUGCCCGUUUGAGUGCGAAGAAACGUGAGCUUGACCUCGCUGAUAAGAAGGCGAAGGAUGCUAUGAAACGUUUGAAUGAAAUACAAGACAACUUAGAUUCUGAGAAACAAGAGGAACAAAAUGCAAUAUCUGAGGCCGAGGCGAUGUUGACUGGCCCUGAUGCAGAAAUGGCAAUAGAACGUGCAAAGGCUGAAUUGGAUGAGAAACAAACAGAACUUGCCGCAGCAGAUGGGAGAUUACGGAGAUCUAUAGAAGACUUGAAUCGAAUAAAAUCGGAAAUAGAAGCUGCAAAACAGGCGAAACAAAAGAAAACUGAAGAGGUUGAAGCAAAGGUUAAAGCUGCGGAUACCGACGAACUAAAAGCUCGUGCCACGGCUGAAUUGGAAGAUACGAAAAAAGAAUUGGCCGGAUUUGAGCAACAGUUGGAAUCACUUAUUAAAGAGGCGAAAAAAGCUUUGGAAGUUGCUCAAGCUGAAUUCGACGCGACAGAGAAAGAACACAGCGAAGCUGAUGUGAAGUUUAAGGAGUCUUUGAAAAACGCAGAACUGAGGCGUCGUAUCAAGGUCGAGUUAGAAAAGAAGCGGGAGGACUUUUCCGCAUCCGAGAGGCGGCGAGAUGGGCUCAUUAACGAUGCGGCAAAAAUGGCAGAGACUGCGCAAGCUGAAUUUGCCACGAAACAGCAUGAGUAUGAGCAGCUUAAGAAGAGUACAGAUGAAACCGUUAAAAGAACCGAGCAUAUGAAAGAACAGGCUGAAUCUGAAUUGGCAGCCAAAACUCAAGAACUAAAUGGCAUCAAAAGUGUGGCACAUGCUGCUGUUGCAUCCGCAAAUAAGGUGAAAGAGGAUGCUAGAGCUGCUUGCGCUGCAAAAAGAAAAGAGUAUGAUCAGCUGAAUAGAACAACUGCUGAAGCUAUUAACGAGGCAGAACGGUUAAAAGCAGAUGCUGAAGCUAAUUUAGUUGAGAAGAUCGAGGAGCUUGACAGGAUAGCGAGGCCUGAGGCCUAUGAAUAUGAUGAGGCGGAGCCUAUAGACCCCCAAGCUGCUUUACCUCCUAUGCGUGUCGCAUAUGAGAACGCAUUAGGCAGGAUAACGGAGGCUGUCAAAAGCGCCGAACAACAAAAAUUGAGUUAUGAGUCUGAAAUAUUGACAAAGCUAAAAGAAAUAGAUGAGCUUCGGACGCAAGUUCAGGUGACUUCGGAAAAUACUAGAUUACUAUCAGAGCGAGUGGAUGCCAUAGCACUCGCAACAAUGGAUAAUAGAAGUCCUGCCACUUCCACUAGCGGCAGAGAAAAUAUAGCCUCUCCUCGGGUGUCGCCUGAGGAGGUUUUCAAUAAAUGUAGUGCGGCAUCGGUAACGUUAUUUGACGCCACGAGACUUGUGAAGGAGGUGCAAAGAAUCUUGAUUGUUCUAUUAAGCAAAACCAAGAAGCUCGGCUUCAGAAAACAUCCCAAAGCGUCAGAGUUUGAGGAGAAGACCGAUGCGGUGAUGAUACUCGUCGGUGGCUUAAACAACAAAUACGCUGUAUACGAGGGUAUGCGUAAAUUGUGCAGUGAUUACGAUCUUUGGUGGCAAAAGCUCAACGCUACGACGGACGAGGCUGAAAAAAAGCAACAUUUGGCACGUAUUAAAAACUUGAAUCAAACAUUCAGGGACCAAAAUUAUUAUAGCUACAUGAUGGAAUUGGAUUCUUAUUUUCAGUUGUGUAAGGAGGCCUAUGGCGAGUGCGAGAAGCUGGAUAUGGAAUUGAAUGUAGCUGCGGAGGAACAAAUCGAGAACCCAGUUACCAGUGCAACGGACGAUCGAAUCACAAUGGCCCCGGCGACAAAUGUAGAACUGUCUCGUGAGUUGAACCCCAAUAAUGAUGGCGCCAACGUGGUACCUCGUGGGACUACUGGUAGGACGGCAGAAGCAGGUGUCAACCCCAAUAAUGAUGGCGCCAACGUGGUACCUAGUGGGACUACUGGUAGGACGGCAGAAGCAGGUGUCAACCCCAAUAAUGAUGCCGCCAACGUGGUACGUAGUAGAGGUAUUCAAAAGCCGUGGGAGGCAACGGUUACACCAAGAGACAGGGAGAUCGAGAACGAAGCAGAUGUAGUGGAAGCUUCGAGAAAGACAACUGUGGAGGCGAUGCGUAGCAAGAAGAUUCGUGCGGCACCCUUUGUUCGCAUUAAAUCGGGCUACGCAGUCUUUGGUUUCUUGACUGUGAACGUUUUCGCACUAUUGCAGUUUAUGGCUUUCAUCUGA
Messenger RNA from Babesia sp. Xinjiang, 3663 nucleotides. RefSeq lists its product as uncharacterized. The transcript has a single exon. The record is from RefSeq and is a predicted model, not a curated record. Bases 1 to 3663 code for a protein of 1220 amino acids. Lineage: Eukaryota; Apicomplexa; Aconoidasida; Piroplasmida; Babesiidae.